Molecule: messenger RNA, 1197 nt
Organism: Ctenocephalides felis (cat flea)
Lineage: Eukaryota; Metazoa; Arthropoda; Insecta; Siphonaptera; Pulicidae
Product: gastrula zinc finger protein XlCGF8.2DB-like
Exons: 1
Coding region: 43-1197 (384 amino acids)
Source: RefSeq, a predicted model, not a curated record
UUUAUACUUAUUAUAUAGAAAUUAUAUUAUUUCAAAAGUGCAAUGACCGAAAUAAAACAAGAAAUUGAUUCAUGCAACAUCGAAUAUGAAAUUAAAUGUGAACCAGUAGAUUCAGAUGCUUCGGAAACAGAAAACAGUUACAACAACGAUUACAAAGAGACAAAUGAGAUUUCUGAAGAUGCAAGUUUCCCUCAAUAUUUAAAACCAGAAACAUACAUUGAUACUCAAGUGCAAGAAGAUAUUGUCCAGGAUUACCAUGAACAAGUACAAAUACCCAGUGAGAUAGAUGAUUCUUUUAAACCUGUAAAACAGCCUAAAGAGAAACGAUUUCAAUGUCCUUACUGCAUGAAGACUUUUCCUCGUAAUAUUGAUUUAGUUCCUCAUGUAAGAACCCAUACAGGAGAAAGGCCUUUUAAAUGUGAUAUGUGUGACAAAGCUUACACGCAACUAUCUACUUUAACAAACCAUAAACUGACACAUGCUCCUGAAAAGGCUUUCAAAUGUACACAAUGUGAUAAAGCUUAUUCUCGUAAAGGUGAUUUACAAAGCCACUACAGACUACACACAGGCGAAAGGCCUCACAAGUGCAAUAUAUGUGGCCUAGGAUUUCCUCGGUCGUCCAAUUUAAUGAAACACAUGUACGUUCAUAUAAAGGACAAAGACUUUGAGUGCCCUUAUUGCAGUAAAGCAUUCUCUAACAAAAGUUACUUACACAUGCAUCUCAAAACGCAUUCUGGAGAGCGCCCUUAUGAAUGUUUCAUUUGUUUGAAAAAGUUCACACUGUUACAAAACAUGAAAAAACAUGUAUCCAUUCACAUCAACGGCAAACAAUUCAUUUGUUCCCUUUGCAAUAAAGCCUUCGCGGACCAACAAAGUCUAUCCCUUCAUACUAAAGUCCAUACAGGCGAAAGGGAUUUCAAAUGUGAUGUUUGUGGUAAAGCCUUCAUUCGAGAUCAGUAUUUGAAAAAACACAAAGUUGUUCAUGAGGGUCGUAGAGAUUUCCAAUGUCCCUACUGUGAUAAAGCUUUUACAAGAUCUGAUAUUUUAGCACAGCAUUUACGUAUUCAUACUAAAGAGAAGCCUUUCAAAUGUGAUGUGUGUGAUGAAGCGUUUGCACGAAAAAGUGGAAUGUUGAAACAUAAAGCAAAAGCACAUGUCGAAGAAAAAAACCUUCAUUAUGAGACACAGAGAGUAUAA